AUGUCGACGUUAGAAGAUCUCGAUGACCUGGAGCGCGAUGAGAAAGAGCAGAGAAAGGACGGCGAUGACAAAGACAAGAAGCCUAACUCCAACGGCGAUGCCAAAGAUACCGAGAUGAAGGACGCGGAAUCGAAGAAGGAUGAGGAGGAACAAUACAUUGAUGACGAGAUUCUUCAGUCAAGUACAAGAGACAUCAUUAACCGGCGGCGACUCCUCGAAAAUGAAAUGAAGAUCCUCAAGAGCGAAUUCCAGCGGCUAAAGCACGAAGAGAGCACAAUGAAGGAGAAGAUCAAGGACAAUUUGGAAAAGAUCGAGCAAAAUCGGCAAUUACCAUACCUCGUGGGCAAUGUUGUCGAACUCCUUGACCUCGACGUCGAAGCUGAAGCAGCCGAAGAAGGCGCCAACAUUGAUCUCGACGCCACGCGAGUGGGCAAAUCAGCCGUGAUCAAGACAAGCACCCGCCAGACUAUCUUUUUGCCUCUGAUCGGUCUGGUUGACCAUAAUAAACUGAAACCUGGCGAUCUAAUCGGUGUCAACAAGGAUUCAUACUUGGUCUUGGAUACCCUGCCGGCUGAAUAUGAUUCCAGAGUCAAGGCGAUGGAGGUAGACGAGAAGCCGACAGAAAAGUAUACCGACGUUGGUGGGCUGGACAAGCAGAUUGAAGAGCUCGUGGAAGCGGUGGUCUGGCCGAUGAAAGAGGCAGAGCGGUUCAAAAAGAUCGGCAUCAAGGCGCCCAAGGGUGCGUUGAUGUAUGGACCUCCCGGCACGGGUAAGACUCUUCUCGCUCGUGCCUGCGCUGCCCAGACCAAUGCAACCUUCCUGAAGCUCGCAGGUCCCCAACUUGUGCAGAUGUUCAUAGGUGACGGUGCCAAGUUGGUCCGCGACUGCUUCGCUCUCGCAAAGGAAAAGGCUCCGUCAAUCAUUUUCAUUGACGAGCUGGAUGCUGUUGGGACAAAACGAUUCGAUUCAGAAAAGAGUGGCGAUCGCGAAGUCCAGCGGACCAUGUUGGAACUGCUCAACCAGCUUGAUGGCUUCGCUUCAGACGAAAGAAUCAAGGUUCUUGCCGCCACGAACCGCGUUGAUGUCCUCGACCCUGCUUUACUUCGAUCUGGCCGCCUGGACCGGAAGAUCGAAUUCCCCUUGCCGAAUGAAGAAUCCCGUGCGCAGAUUCUGCGGAUUCAUUCGCGAAAGAUGACCAUCGACGAGGGCAACAUCAACUUUGACGAGCUGGCCCGGUCAACGGAUGAAUUUGGAGGUGCACAGCUCAAGGCCGUCUGUGUCGAGGCGGGUAUGAUUGCGCUUCGCAAAGGGCAAUCAAAAGUCAAUCACGAAGCAUACGUGGAAGCCAUUGCGGAGGUGCAAGCGAAGAAGAAAGACACGGUCAAUUUCUACGCAUAA
Fonsecaea nubica is the source of this 1398-nucleotide messenger RNA. RefSeq names its product 26S protease regulatory subunit 6A. Gene Ontology annotation, cellular component: proteasome regulatory particle, base subcomplex. The transcript is spliced from 4 exons. Gene Ontology annotation, molecular function: ATP hydrolysis activity; ATP binding; proteasome-activating activity. Gene Ontology annotation, biological process: proteasome-mediated ubiquitin-dependent protein catabolic process. The coding region runs from base 1 to 1398 and encodes 465 amino acids. NCBI's taxonomy places the organism in Eukaryota, Fungi, Ascomycota, Eurotiomycetes, Chaetothyriales, Herpotrichiellaceae. The record is from RefSeq and is a predicted model, not a curated record.